This is a messenger RNA of Knipowitschia caucasica, 912 nucleotides long. NCBI's taxonomy places the organism in Eukaryota, Metazoa, Chordata, Actinopteri, Gobiiformes, Gobiidae. The record is from the annotation of a GenBank genome assembly.
AUGUCCGUGCUCUGCGGUCCGCCCCAGGGGUGGGCUCGGGAGGGGACGGGAGGGGACGGUGGGGGGGUGGUUGGCGGGGAAGGAGGGAGGGGCAAUCCCCUCCCGUUAUCCCGCGCGUCCACUGUCCCUCUUCCCCGGGGAAACGCACGCCGGACACCGGAGACACAAGACAGAAGCGGCGGACACCACACCACAGAGCUGAUGGCCCUUGCCCUGCAGAGCCGAGCUGUGUGGGCCCUGACCCUGCUCUCCGGCCUGUCCCUUCUCUCCUCUGCGUCAGACUGUGGGCAGGACUGUGCCCGCUGUGUGUACGGGCUCCUGGGACAGCACACCUCUCUGCCCCCACUGGCCUGUUCCCUUGAGUGUGGCGGCCCCAUAGACUCUCAGACGCUGCGUUCGUGUCAGGACUCUCUGGAGAGUGAGAGCCAGCUGCCUCUGGAGGACAGCCCCCCAGAGCUGGACGAGACCGCAGAAGUGACCAUCAAGGAGGACGAAGACACCCCCGAGCACUUCCUGGCCAAGAAGUAUGGCGGCUUCAUGAAACGCUACGGAGGCUUCAUGGCUCGCCGUUCCUCCGUUCAGCCAGAGGGGGGGCUAGAGGAGACCGCCAACACCGACGGCCAGGAAAACAUCCGCAACGAAAUUCUGAAGAUCUUGAGCGCAGCCACAGCGCACGGAGAGAGCGGCGCGGAGGCUGUCAAGAGGUACGGCGGUUUCAUGCGGCGAGGAGGGGCCCAGAGCGAGGCGCUGGAGGCCAUGUUGGGGCGGGGGCUGGAGAAGCGCUAUGGCGGCUUCAUGAGGCGCGUGGGCCGGCCCGAGUGGCUCCAGGACAGCGGCCGGAGCGGAGGUGUGUUGAAGCGGGCCUGGGAGAGCAGCCCUCUACACAAGCGCUACGGUGGAUUCAUGGACUAG